CUUUUUUGCUCUUUGCACUCGGACAGCGUCAACGUCAACGCGAGGAUGAUCCAGGCCAUCUUCUACAGCGAGUUUGACAACAUUGCGGGGCCGCAGAUCGUGUACCAGGCGCCGGCCAACGCGCUGAGCAACGAGGUCUUUGACAGCGUCUCGGGCUACAUCAUCAUCGACAAGGCGCUCUGCGGCAAGAUCAUCACAGUCUGCCCGCAGGACAUCAAGAUCGUGGGCUAUCCCGUGUGCAUCGAAGACGACAAGUACCACCGCAACGCCCUCCUCUUCAACAUUGGGUUUGUCUUCCAGCGCUCGAUGGACUCGACGCCAUACAAGCCCAUCCUGCGCAAGCUCGGGUCGCUCAUGGAAAGCAUGGAGAAGGAGAAUGGCUUCCUCUCGCGCGAAGCGAGCAAGGCGACGCUUGCCACGAUCUUGCCGGCGAUCCUGCAUGAUCUCACACACUUUAGCGAGUGCACGAUCCCAAUCGACACCGCCAACAUCAUCAACCUCAAGCUCUUUCCCAAGCUCUCGACGCCGCCCAACGUCCACGACCACGAAGUACCCGUCGCGAUCCGCAAUCUCAAGACGCUGCUGCAAAACAGCGCCGAGUGGGACUUGGCGCUGCAGAAGAUCGUCCCGUACAUUGACGGCGUCAACUACGUCAAGCGCAUCGCUGUCAUCGCCGAAGUCGAGCUCUCGAUCGUCAAGAACUGCAUGCGCCAGCUCAUGUACUAUGGCUGCAUCACCAUGAUCGACAUCUUCCUCCACUCCAACAUCUACGCGACGACCGACAAGAUUUCAAGCCUCGUCGAAGACGUCAACUUGCAACGUGCGUGCGUCGCGUACGUGGCCAAGGACGAAGACACGCCGCCGCUCUUCCCGACAGUCUUCUCCAUCUACUGCGCACUGCAGCCGAGCGUGCCCGUGAGCCAGCUCUGGAACACGUAUCAAAAGUCACUGGUGCACAUCGACGUCCGGCGGCUCGUGACGUUUGGGCUCAUCCAUGGUUUCCUCCGGCGCAUUCAUCGAUACCCGAUCUCGAUUGACCGCAGCCAGCGCCAAAACAUGGCGCUCUCGUCGUCGCCGUCGUCCAUCACGGUCGCGGGCAGCGCGCUCAACCAGCAGCAGCGAAUCAAGACAACGCCGCCCCAAACUGGGCUUCAAAACAAGGACAAGGUCAAGCGAAUGAUGAACGGCGAGCACCAUACGGACGAGAUCUGCUGUGCCAACAUGCUGCGCUACUCGGACCUCGAGGCCAUCCUCGCGGCCGAGCCCCACUGCAUUGUCAACAAGUGAGCCAAGAUCGGGUUCAAUCAGGAUAAAAACACGCCUCUUGAGAUGUUAUCGAGGACAAUGUGGCGGCGCGAGUAUCGGUUGAUGGGCUUACAAUGCGCGCAUGCGACAUCGAUG
Saprolegnia diclina VS20 is the source of this 1401-nucleotide messenger RNA. RefSeq lists its product as hypothetical. Gene Ontology annotation, molecular function: GTPase activator activity. The coding region runs from base 46 to 1287 and encodes 413 amino acids. Lineage: Eukaryota; Oomycota; Saprolegniomycetes; Saprolegniales; Saprolegniaceae. The record is from RefSeq and is a predicted model, not a curated record. Gene Ontology annotation, cellular component: vacuolar membrane; GATOR1 complex. The transcript is spliced from 11 exons. Gene Ontology annotation, biological process: positive regulation of autophagy; negative regulation of TORC1 signaling.